CACUGGCCAGUUACUUGCGCCUAUUCACAACACUGGACUUAAAAAACAUUUGCAACAAAAAAAAAUUAAAGAAUCUUACGUGUGAAAUAUUAAAACCAAAAAAAGACAUCCGAGGGCAUUCCAACCACCCGUCGCACCUAGUCAAAGAUGUGCCAGCGAUAGGCCGAACGUCCGCACCGAUAAAAAGCUAUCAAUCUGUUCGUUGGCGCUGCGUCCGGAGGGAAGAAGUAAUAACACAACACGUCAGACGUGAAGAGCAGAUAGACGAGAUAAGCAAUGAUUAAGGCUGAUACGUGGAUGUGCCUUCUGGUGCUGCUCCUGGUCUGGCGGCUGCGAGCGGAGGAGCUGCAGGGGCCCACUCCAGAUGUCACGGGCAGUAGCACGGGUCUGGGCACGGGCACUGGCACCGCCACACCCACCCUGCCCGGCGAGUCGUCCACCCAAGCUGAGGCCGAUGAGGUAACCACGGCGGAAACAGAGUCACGGGUCCCCGCGGAAAGCAAUGAACGCAAGGCCGCCAAACCGAAGGACUCAACAGAGUUCGCUACGCGCACAAAGGUCAUGCCGGCUGCCCUGCUCGAACGCCUCUAUACCGACACUCUGAUGAGGCAGCAGAAGCUUAAGGCCGAGAUUGCAAAAAUCGAGGCCCAACGCCAGCCAACUGAGGUGGCGGAACAAACGCCUGAGCAAAUCGAAGCGCAAACCAUGUACGAGAACGCAAUGGACAUGCUGGCCAAGCCGCGGACGGACAAGCGAGUGGCCUUCACGCUGCUCAAAAAGGCAGCAGCCUUUAACCACCUCAAGGCAAGGGCCGAGCUGGCCUGGGCCGUGCUGCUGGGUCACUGGAUGGACUUCGAUUUCAACCAUGCUGCCGACGAGUUUGAGAGCCUGGUCAACGAGGGAGUCCCAGAGGCACACAUGGGCUUGGGAUUCCUCUACUCGGCCGGAGUUGGCGGCAAGAAUGUGAGCCAGCCACUGGCUCUCAUCCACUACACGUUGGCCGCGCUCGGAGACAAUACGCUGGCCCAGAUGGCCAUGGGAUAUCGCUAUCUGUACGGCAUCAAUGUGCCCAUCAGUUGCGAGAAGGCACUGAUCCAGUACAAGCGGGUGGCCAAAAAGGUGGCCUCCAAGAUCACCUUCGCCAACGGACCAAUCGUACAUCGUGUGCGGCUACUGGACGAGCUGGAGAAUCCCGGUAGUCACGAGACCGAAAUAGUGGACUACUACCAGCUGCUGGCCGACAAGGGUGACGUCCAGUCGCAGGUGGGACUGGGCCAGCUGUAUUACCAGGGCGGCAAGGCCAUUCAGCAAGAUCACCAGAAGGCCCUCGAGUACUUCACCCAGGCAGCCAACGCAGGCAAUGCAAUUGGCUUUGCUUUCCUGGGAAAGCUUUAUCUGGAGGGAAGCGAGCAAAUCAAGGCAGAUAAUGACACGGCAUUUAAGUACUUCUCCAAGGCCUCGGAAAUGGGCGAUCCAGUGGGCCAGAGUGGACUGGGACUGAUGUACCUAAAAGGCUUGGGCGUGCCCAAAGAUUCCAUCAAGGCGUUGUCCUACUUCACCCAGGCAGCUGAUCAAGGAUGGGUGGAUGGCCAACUACAACUGGGCAACAUGUAUUUCACUGGAAAUGGCGUAAAAGCUGACUACAAGCUGGCCCUCAAGUACUUCAACCUGGCCACGCAGUCCGGCCAUGUAUUGGCCUACUAUAACCUGGGCGUAAUGAAUGCCUACGGCAUGGGUAUAUUGCGUUCUUGUCCAGCAGCAGUUGAGUUCUUCAAGACCGUUUCCGAGCGUGGACGUUGGAGCAGCCGCCUGAUGCACGCCUACAGCGACUACAAGACGAAUCGCAUCGAUGAGGCAUACAUGCAGUAUUCGCUGAUGGCCGAAGUGGGCUAUGAGGUGGCCCAGAGCAACGCCGCAUUCCUCCUCGAUCGCGAAGAGGUGCAUGUAUUCAAUGAUCGGCAUGAGGAUCUGAUUCGCGCCUUCUACUACUGGAAGCGAGCUGCGGGACAGGGCUACUCGGCUGCCCAAGUUAAGCUGGGCGAUUAUUAUUACUACGGCUGGGGCACAGCCACGGACUUUGAGACUGCAGCCGCUCUUUACAGGAAAGCAUCCGAGCAGCAAUAUAAUGCCCAGGCGAUGUUCAACUUGGGUUACAUGCACGAGCAGGGGCUCGGAAUGAAGAAGGACUGGCAUUUGGCCAAGAGAUUAUAUGAUCUGGCUGCCGAGACCAACUCAGACGCCAAGGUGCCAGUGGCCCUUGCACUCUUUAAGCUGCAGAUGUUAGCAAAGAUUGAAUCAAUCAAGGAAUCCCCAUACAGGUUCAUCUUCUACAUGGAUGAAAACAUUGCCGCCAACUGGGAUUUGUACAUGAUAACCGUUUUAACUCUGCUGCUGGGCAUCAUCAUGUACAUGAGGCGACCAUUUCAGCAGCAGGAUCAGCCGGCAGCAGCACCUGCUGAUGAUAUAGCCGCUGCGCCUGUUAAUCUGGCUCCGGUGGGAGCUGAAGCACCCGUAGUGGCCGGCGCUGAGGCUGCAGUGAGAGCACCUUCCGCCGCUGCUGCCGUUCCUCAAGGUGCACCUGCGCCAUCCACAUCUGCGGGAGACUCCGCCACGGCUGUAGCACCGGAGGGAGCUAGUAGCUCAACGACCGCGGCGCCAGAUGGCGUAAACGCCAACACACUCGGUCCCACUGACUAGUCUUAGCGAAUUGGUUAAUCAUCCCUCUAGGUUAAUUAGUGUGCGUGUAAAUAUUUAUCAUCUAAUUUCGCCGAUUUAAUAUUUUUUAUUAAUUCUAAAGCCGACCUUUUUAGAUAUUUAAAAAAUAUCGUACUCAGAAAUGAAUGUUGUACUGAUAAACCAAUGAACCGAUCGACA
Molecule: messenger RNA, 2874 nt
Organism: Drosophila kikkawai
Lineage: Eukaryota; Metazoa; Arthropoda; Insecta; Diptera; Drosophilidae
Gene: Hrd3
Product: HMG-coA reductase degradation 3
Biological process (GO): ERAD pathway
Cellular component (GO): endoplasmic reticulum membrane
Molecular function (GO): protein binding
Source: RefSeq, a predicted model, not a curated record